GCAUUGCUGGUGGCCUCACCAACCUUUCCAAGAUGCCAGCUUGCAACAUCAUGCUCCUGGGAGCCCACAGAAAAACUCUCUUGGGCUUUUCCAGCACUUCUGUAUUGCCACACACUGGUUACAUCUACCAUAGUGACAUUGUACAAUCAUUGCCUCCGGAUCUGCGGAGGAAAGCUGCACGUUUGGUGUCAGCAAAAUGUACCCUAGCAGCUCGAGUAGACAGCUUCCAUGAGAGUCCUGAAGGGAAGGUUGGAUAUGACCUGAAGGAAGAGCUUGAGAGGAAGUUUGAUAAGUGGCAGGAGCCACCUCCAGUGAAGCAAGUGAAGCCACUGCCAGCCCCUCUGGAUGGACAGAGGAAGAAACGGGGAGGCCGCAGGUAUCGUAAGAUGAAAGAACGCCUCGGCUUAACAGAAAUCCGGAAGCAAGCAAACCGGAUGAGCUUUGGAGAGAUUGAAGAAGAUGCUUACCAAGAAGACCUUGGGUUCAGUCUUGGCCAUUUAGGCAAAUCAGGCAGUGGCCGUGUCCGGCAGAUCCAAGUCAACGAGGCCACAAAGGCCCGCAUCUCAAAAACACUGCAGCGCACACUCCAGAAGCAAAGCAUGGUGUAUGGGGGAAAGUCAACCAUCCGGGACCGUUCCUCUGGGACAGCUUCCAAUGUGGCAUUCACUCCACUGCAGGGUCUGGAGAUUGUGAAUCCACAGGCAGCUGAGAAGAAGGUCACUGAAGCCAAUCAGAAGUACUUCUCCAGCAUGGCAGAAUUCUUAAAAGUAAAGAGUGAGAAGAGUGGCAUCAUGUCCACCUCAUAG
Messenger RNA from Protobothrops mucrosquamatus (brown spotted pit viper), 806 nucleotides. Its product is annotated as U4/U6 small nuclear ribonucleoprotein Prp31-like. The record is from RefSeq and is a predicted model, not a curated record. The transcript is spliced from 7 exons. NCBI's taxonomy places the organism in Eukaryota, Metazoa, Chordata, Lepidosauria, Squamata, Viperidae. Gene Ontology annotation, biological process: spliceosomal tri-snRNP complex assembly; mRNA splicing, via spliceosome. The annotation marks the transcript as partial. Gene Ontology annotation, cellular component: precatalytic spliceosome; U4/U6 x U5 tri-snRNP complex; U4 snRNP.